AUGCCCAUUGGCAUCCAGCGCCUCAACGCGCGGCGCCUUCCUCCCAAUGAGCGAAUCAUAUUCAUCAAGCCACUCGAGGGGCCCGACAAGGCUCUCGCGCAAGACUACCUUGAGCGAAUCGCAGCCAUAUGUGUACCUAUCAUGCGGACCCACCACCUAUCGAUCAUGACUCUCGAGGAAUACGAGCCCAACAUGGAAUUCGUCGGACGCAACUUCAACGCCGGGGAAGUCAUUCAGCUUGUUCUCAAAGCCCCAUACACAGGCCACUGGCUACCGUUCCGGUACGUGCAGAUGGUCAUGAUGCACGAACUCGCGCACUGCGUACAAAUGAAUCAUUCCGGGGCCUUUUGGAAAGUUCGGAACCAAUACGCCGACGAGCUACGCGGAUUAUGGACAAAGAAUUUCACGGGAGAAGGAAUGUGGUCGCGGGGCCAAACCGUAGCGGAAGAUGGACACCAUGCGGUUGCAGUCCCAGAGACUGAAACCAUGCCGCACAGUCUUUGCGGCGGAACGUAUCGUUCCCGAAGACGGAAGCGUAGAAGGGGGAGGGCUGCAGGAGGGAAAGGAAAUGAUGGGAAGGAGUUGACGUAUGCGGAGAAAAAGCAGCGCAGAAUCGCGAAAAAGUUUGGCAUCAAUGGCAAAACACUCGGCAAUGAUGAAGAUGCUAGAAUCGACUUGGAGGCAGGGAAAAUAGUAAAAGGCAAACCCAGAGUAGCGAACAGUGCGAGAGGAAGAGAAUUGCGUGCCGCGGCGGCGUUGAAGAGGUUCGGUCAGCAGGUUAAGCGCGAGGAAGAGGAGGAAGAAGAAGAAGAGCAGAAACGAAAAGAAUUUGUGAAGAAGGAAGAGGAGGAUGACGAGGAGAGUGACCUCGAUGAUGAGGAUGAUGAGGAUGGAGAGGGCGUGCUGAUAAAAGAGGAAGAAGGAGAAGACGCACUUGAUUGGAAUGGAACGAAAUUACUCGACUCUCAUGGCCACGGAUUAAUCAAGGUCUGCGAGGAAGAAGACGGCGACAAUGCAGAUGUCCGCGCGGAGAUGCGCGAGUUGCGACAGGUCAAUCUCGAUCGAUAUCUCGAGCGCGAUGCUAGUCGCGCUGUCCAGGAGAGAGAUCGAACGAGACAGAUUAAGAAGGAGGCAGGGGAUGAGAAUAUUGUCAAUAAGAAGCUGGCUUCUAUUCCUCCAGCUGCAGCUCCUUCUUCUACUUUAGUCUCAUCAGACUUAUCUACUUCAGCUGCACCAUCCUUAUCUUCUUUCCUUUUGCCGCGGGCAAAGUCAUCAUCUUCAUCGUCGUCAAAAAGCCCGAACGAGCCAACAUCAGAGUCAAUAAAGGCAGAACAAGAAGUAAACGACAGGGGCGGCGGCGGCGGCGAUGACGAUGACGAUGUAACAACAAGAUCGUGCCCAAUAUGUUCCCUCUCCAACCCAAUCAACAGCCUCACCUGUCUUGCCUGCGCACAUGUUCUCGACUUGGACAAAGUAGCUGACCACUGGCGAUGCAAGAGCGUCGCGUGUCGUGGUGGUAACAGUGGUGAUGGACGCAGCGAGUACGUUAAUGCUGGAGACUGCGGACGGUGCGGUGUCUGCGGUGCGCGACGGGAUGAUCAGUGA
Xylona heveae TC161 is the source of this 1605-nucleotide messenger RNA. Its product is annotated as WLM-domain-containing protein. The record is from RefSeq and is a predicted model, not a curated record. The coding region runs from base 1 to 1605 and encodes 534 amino acids. The transcript has a single exon. NCBI's taxonomy places the organism in Eukaryota, Fungi, Ascomycota, Xylonomycetes, Xylonales, Xylonaceae.